GAUGCUUCCCCACUCGGACCGGGUCAUCCUCCUUGUCCUCCUCCUCCUCCGUCGCCUCCCCCAAAACCUUCACACCAGUCACCGCUACUGCUGCUGCUUCGAGGCUGCUAGCGUCGGCGGGGGUAACACCAUCAUCAGCCAUGGAGGCCAGCGGGACCGAUUCCGAGGGGCGGGAGUUCAAGAACGCGGCGGACAUGUGGAGGGAAGAGCUCGGCGAGGGCGGGGAUGACGGCGUCAAGAAGACCCAGUGGUACUCUCACGGCGUCGGAUACUGGCAAGGAGUGGAGGCGUCGGUGGACGGUGUUCUGGGCGGGUAUGGCCACGUGAACGACGCCGACAUCAAGUGCAGUGAGCCCUUUCUCAAAGCCCUCAUGGCUGAACGGUUAUCAGGCGCCGACAAAGACCGCCAUCUGGUUGCCCUCGAUUGCGGUUCCGGCAUUGGAAGAGUCACAAAGAAUCUUUUGAUAAGACAUUUUAAUGAGGUUGAUCUACUUGAGCCUGUAUCUCAUUUUCUUGAAGCUGCUCGUGAGAGUUUGGCUCCUGAAAAUCACACAGCAGCUGAUAACCACCGCGCCUCUAACUUUUACUGUAUUCCCCUUCAGGAAUUCACCCCAGAAGUAGGAAGAUACGAUGUAAUUUGGAUUCAAUGGUGCAUUGGCCACCUCGCAGAUGAUGAUUUCAUUUCAUUCUUCAAGAGAGCAAAGGUUGGGCUCAAGCCUGGUGGAUUAUUUGUUCUCAAGGAAAAUAUUGCAAGAAAUGGAUUUGUGUUGGACAAAGAGGAUCGGAGUGUUACCAGGUCGGAUUUGUACUUCAAGGAGCUCUUUAAUCAGUGCGGGUUGCAUCUCUAUAAACAGAAGGACCAAAGAGGAUUCCCCAAUGAACUAUUUGCUGUGAAGAUGUAUGCAUUAACCCCGGAUGUCCCAAAACGAGUUCACAAGACCCGAAGCAAAGCAAAAUCAUAUAGUCCUGGCAUCAUCAGAUGAGAAACUAAACUUGCUAAGACUAAAGAUUGUCAUUUUUUCUCCGUCUCUUUCCGUUCGUCAGGGGCCUCAGGGCUUGUGUAUUAUUGUCAAUUUUACCGAACUACUUUUCAUCUUUGGUAGUCGCGAGUGUUGAGGAUGCUGAAGUUAGAAUAUUUGCAUUACUUCCGCUCUAGGUAUACAUUUUGGUUCAA
Messenger RNA from Punica granatum (pomegranate), 1174 nucleotides. The record is from RefSeq and is a predicted model, not a curated record. NCBI's taxonomy places the organism in Eukaryota, Viridiplantae, Streptophyta, Magnoliopsida, Myrtales, Lythraceae.